UAGAAGAGUACAAUAACAAAGGACACAGACAUACCGGUGCCAUCGCCCCCCAAGACUGUUGCCUAUAAAAAACAGUCCCGGUUAUCCCUUCCUAGUACGAAAUGGAGAACUGAGUAAAUAUGCCGUGUCGACCACACGGUCGGGAGGAUGUCGAUGAAUUCGGGACGAUAAAUUUCGGAAACGGACAUGCUGUCACAUAACACGUGAUAUUUUGUCACAAAUGUUUGCUUUAUUUGUCAAGACCCUCGACGUAUUUGAAAUUCCAUAAAUAUACUCCACUGGCUGCUGUGCUGAACUUCGUUUUCACCGUCGUCGAUGCCAUGGAGUCGGUUCUGGACUUUUCGCGGGACUUCGAUGUUUCCUCUUUGGAUAAGGUUGUCAUGACCUUCUACUCCGGCCAAGGCGAAGACGCAAAGAUUGCUCAGAACGUGCUAACACAGUUUGAAGAGCAUCCGGAUGCAUGGACCCGCGUACCCGAGAUCCUGGAGACGGCGUCGUUCCCCCAAACCAAGUUCAUUGGACUACAAAUAUUAGGGAAAUUAGUAUCAACGCGGUGGAAGACUUUGCCAGAGGGACAACGGCAAGGGAUACGGAACUUUAUCAUAUCAGCAACGGUCAAGGUCACAUCGGAUGAGGCACUACUACGGAGGGAGAAGUUAUAUGUUAAUAAGCUCAACCUAGUGCUCAUUCAGGUUCUCAAACAAGAAUGGCCCCAUAACUGGCCCAACUUCAUACCUGAACUUGUCGAGUCGUCAAAAACCAAUCUCACCUUAUGCGAGAACAAUAUGACUAUCCUCAAGCUUCUUUCUGAAGAGGUGUUCGACUUUUCUGCCGAACAAAUGACCCAGGCGAAGAUCGCCAAUCUCAAGCAGCAGAUGUGGAACGAAUUCUCGGAGAUUUUCAAGCUGUGCUCCGAAAUCCUGGCCGAGGCGAACAAGGUAUCUCUCGUUAAAGCCACGCUAGAGACUCUAUACAAGUUCCUAAACUGGAUUGCGCUGGGAUACGUUUUCGAGACCCAGAUCAUCGAACUGCUUAUCAAUCGUUUCCUCGAGCCACCCGACUCCCGUAACGUUACCCUUAGAUGUCUCGCAGAGAUCGCGCGUCUCCCUGCAUCAGAGUACAACGACCGCGUCAUCUUUAUCUACACCUCGGUCAUGGCUGCUGUGAGCCGUAUCAUCCCAAUACACGCGAACAUCGCAGAAGUGUACAAGAAUGCCAGCCCCUCCGACGAGGAACUCGUGUUGAACUUGGCACUCUUCCUUACCAAUUUCUUCAGCGAGCACCUGGAGCUUGUCGAGAAUGAUGCCCACAGAGAUAUCCUUCUUUCUGGGCACGCAUAUCUCGUCAAGAUCUCUGCCGUAGAGGAAAGAGAGGUGUUCAAGAUCUGCGCAGAGUACUGGGCCAAACUGCUUUCGGGUCUCUAUAACGAAGUCACGGCCCUUCCUAUAGGCAAUCUCAGUCUGAGUCUCGCCGGAAUACCGCACGUUCUAAGCGACCUCAAAAUGCGGAAAGACAUUUACGCCGAAGUUCUUUCGAAUUUACGCCUAGUUGUCAUCGAGCGUAUGGUUAAGCCGGAGGAGGUCCUUGUCGUCGAGAACGAUGAGGGUGAGAUUGUUCGAGAACACCUCAAGGAAAUCGACACCAUAGUCCUUUACAAGUCGAUGCGCGAGCUUCUCAUCUACCUUACACAUUUAGACGUGGUGGACACGGAAGCGAUACUUACGCGGAAACUUGCUAAACAAGUUGACGGUACCGAGUGGUCAUGGCAGAACCUCAACACGCUUUGCUGGGCAAUUGGCUCGAUUUCUGGAGCUAUGAAUGAGGAUACAGAAAAGCGAUUCCUGGUAACGGUGAUCAAGGACCUCCUAGGUUUGGUCGAACAAAAACGAGGCAAAGACAACAAGGCUGUCAUCGCCUCUGACAUUAUGUACAUUGUCGGGCAAUACCCCCGGUUCCUUAAGGCACAUUGGAAGUUCCUGAAGACUGUCGUGAACAAGCUAUUUGAGUUUAUGCACGAGACGCACGAAGGUGUACAGGAUAUGGCCUGCGACACCUUCAUCAAAAUCGCACAGAAGUGUCGACGACACUUCGUCAUGCAACAAGCGGGCGAGAAAGAGCCCUUCGUUAACGAGAUUUUGCGAUCAUUAAAUCGCAUAACAGUGGAUCUUUCGCCCCAGCAAGUCCAUACAUUUUAUGAAGCUGUCGGGUACAUGAUCGCCGCGCAGCCUAAUAAACUUCACCAAGAAAGGCUUCUGGCUGAAUUGAUGGAUCUACCUAACACUGCCUGGGAUACAUUGAUGGUCCAAGCAGCCCAAAAUGCCGAUGUUCUUUCCAGCAUGGACAACGUGAAGUUAUUUUCUAAUGUUCUCAAGUCGAACGUUUCGGCGUGUAUAUCUGUGGGGCCAUUUUUCCUGCCCCAGAUUGCCCGGAUAUUUGCGGAUAUGCUGGGACUUUAUAAGGCCGUCAGUGGAAUCAUCAGCGAGACCGUCGCUCGAGAAGGUGCCAUCGCUAGCAAGAAAACCCAUAUUCGCCACCUCCGUACAGUCAAAAAAGAUAUCUUGAAACUGAUGGAAACCUACAUCCAGCGAGCUGAUGACCUCGAGUCAGUUAAUAACUCGUUCAUCCCACCAUUGUUAGAUGCGAUCUUGGGUGAUUACAAUCGGAACGUACCGAUUGCUCGCGACUCGGAAGUGUUGAACUUGAUGACUGUCGUGACUAAUCGCCUCGGGCAACUGCUGACACCUCAAGUGAUACCUAUCAUUGAAGCCGUUUUCGAACCGACGCUGACUAUGAUAACUGCCGAUUUUACCGAGUUCCCGGAGCAUCGCUUAUGGUUCUUCAAGCUUCUUGAGGCCAUCAACAGAAACUGCUUCCCCGCCCUUCUUCAGUUGCAACCGGACCAGUUCAAGAUGUUCAUGAACAGCGUGUUCUGGGCUAUCAAACAUACCAUGCGUGAUAUCGCAGACGUUGGCUUGGGCAUGCUCAGCGAGCUGAUAACGAAGUUCUCCCAAUCCCCACCGGAAGUUGCAGGGCCCUUCUUCCAGCAAUACUUCACGACGAUCAUGCAAGAAAUAUUCUUCGUGCUCACUGAUUCGGAACAUAAGAGCGGAUUUACCGCGCAGGUGGCGAUCCUGGCGAAGCUCUUCUUGUUCGCUAACACCAUGCUGGAAAAGGUGCCUCUGUUUGAGACCGAGCGGCUCGACACAACGAAUAGGAUUCUGCUACAGGGGUACCUGGCCAAUCUGCUUGGAAGUGCGUUCCCUCACAUGCAGAAGGGACAGAUUGUUGAAUUCGUUGGCGGGUUGAACGAGUUCUACAGUGACGGUAUCAAGUUUAGAGGGGCUGUGAGGGAUUUCCUCAUUCAGCUCAAGGAGUUCUCUGGGGAUGAGCUGUAUCUGGAUGAGAAAGAGGCUGAGGCACAAAAGAAGGCGGAUCAAGAGAGGCAAGUGGCUAUGAGUAUACCUGGGAUGUUAAAGCCAUCGCAGCUGGAAGAGAAGGAUGAGAAUAUAUAGAAUUUGAAGGGUGAUGCGGUAUCUAAGUUUCUUGCUUUGUUCUUGCUAUCAAUUUGUAAAUAUGUAUCCUUUCGUUUCUCCUCCUUGUACCGAUGAACGGCCAUUAAAUGUAAUUAAUGUAUCUUGAAACGAGUUAUCGUAUGUGGCUCGCAGCGUCACUGUUGUUAUCGUGUUAGGGCAAAGACCUCACUAGAUCUUGGU
Messenger RNA from Desarmillaria tabescens, 3713 nucleotides. RefSeq names its product CRM1 C terminal-domain-containing protein. Bases 321 to 3512 code for a protein of 1063 amino acids. Lineage: Eukaryota; Fungi; Basidiomycota; Agaricomycetes; Agaricales; Physalacriaceae. Gene Ontology annotation, cellular component: nucleus; cytoplasm. The record is from RefSeq and is a predicted model, not a curated record. The transcript has 16 exons. Gene Ontology annotation, biological process: protein export from nucleus; ribosomal large subunit export from nucleus; ribosomal small subunit export from nucleus. Gene Ontology annotation, molecular function: small GTPase binding; nuclear export signal receptor activity.